GAAUAAUAUUAUCAGAGAAGUUUCUAGUAUCAAAGAUCAUGGAAUUACCCUCGAUUCUAAGUUAAACUUUGACAUUCAUGUAGAAAAUAUUGUCCAAAAAUCUUUAAGAACCUUAGGGUUUAUUCUCAGAAAUACAAAAAAAUUUUCUAAUGCUAAGUCUAUUUUAAUAUUAUAUAACUCAAUGGUUAGAAGCACUCUUGAAUAUGGGUCAACUUUAUGGUCACCGUGUUAUUAUAAAUACAUCAGUCGGAUAGAAGGAGUUCAAAGAAAACUAAUAAAACAUUUAAAUUACCGGUUUAAUAGAAAUAUAAUUCUUGAAUCAUAUGAUUUUAGCUUACGACAUUACAAAAUAAAUAAACUUGUUUCAAGGAGAGUUGUUGCUCAUCUUAUAUUUCUUUACAAACUCAUAAACAACAAAAUUGACUCUGUGUAUACACUAGAAAACUUAAACUUUUACGCGAAAAAUCACACAUCUCGCUCAACUAAUCUUUUUUUUAUAACUCAGCGUUAACAAACUAUUGUAACAACUCUCCGGUAACAAGACUGCAAAACUACUAUAAUCAAUAUUUUGACCACCUUGAUCUGGCUUAUGUUUCUCUGUACACACUAAGGCACGCUGCUUUUUCGGUUCUCUCGUGAUGUACCUCCUAUUUAGCAUUGUAAAAAACACUCGAAAUGGUCGCACCAAGUAACGUGCCUUGGAGUAGAA
Molecule: messenger RNA, 709 nt
Organism: Psylliodes chrysocephalus
Lineage: Eukaryota; Metazoa; Arthropoda; Insecta; Coleoptera; Chrysomelidae
Source: the annotation of a GenBank genome assembly